AUGGAAGCUGUUAAUGGUUCUCAUGGUAAUGAUUACGAGAAUGUUACAAGGCUACUGUGCUUAUACAUUUUGGUGAUAAUAUUCCUUUGUACAAGUGGACACACAAUAGCGUGGGCAUACACCACAUGCAUUCUUAAGCAUGCAAAUGAGAAAGGAGAUAGGGACAGAAACGAAGGAGUCACUGCUGCUAAAGGAAAUGAAAAGGACAACCUUGAAUUUAAAAGAGUUGAUGUCACUGUGACAGAAGGACUAUGCAUACAAGAUGCUACAGAGUAUCAACAGAAACUCCAUAAUGUUGAGAAUGUCAUUGAAGGAAUGAUGGGGAAUAUUGAUCCAAUAAUUACAAUAGGUGUGGUUGUUGCAGAUGAAUUCAUGCAAGAAAGAAGAAAAAUUAAUGAGUUGAUUGAGCCUAAGGGUGCAUUUUUUGAUGCAAUAUCAUAUGAAAACUCAUUCGAGCAUAUCAAAAUGAUGUCAACACAAACCGAGCCAACCGAGGACUGUGGUCACCAAAAUGAAAUCAAUAAUUAUUAG
This is a messenger RNA of Ilex paraguariensis (yerba mate), 531 nucleotides long. The record is from the annotation of a GenBank genome assembly. Lineage: Eukaryota; Viridiplantae; Streptophyta; Magnoliopsida; Aquifoliales; Aquifoliaceae.